Molecule: messenger RNA, 2451 nt
Organism: Mesocestoides corti
Lineage: Eukaryota; Metazoa; Platyhelminthes; Cestoda; Cyclophyllidea; Mesocestoididae
Source: the annotation of a GenBank genome assembly
AUGGGUCAAGAGGAAUGGCUUGAAUUGGAAAGCGACCCGGGCCUGUUCACCCUUCUUGUUGAGGAUUUGGGCGUGACGGGUGUUCAGGUUGACGAAAUCUACGAGCUCACUAAGGCCCCUUCUGACCCCGUUCUCGGUUUCAUCUUCCUCUUUCGAUGGCAGCAAAAUGAAAAAAAGAGCGGCCGGCGAGGUUCUCGAGGAGGAACCGGCUCCCUGAACUCGUCUCAGGCCUCCUCCACAGCUGGCGACACGUCUUUCACGGUUCCACCUGUCGCUAGUGCUGCCAACACUUCACCGGGCAAAAUCCGCGGUUCUAACUAUGGUGACCAGCCAGUCUCCGAGUCCGUUUCAAGCGCACUUAAAGAUGGCGGAGGCGAUUGCGAGGAGAACCUCUUUUUUGCCCACCAAGUCGUACCCAACUCCUGCGCCACCCACUCCCUUUUAUCGAUCCUUAUGAACACCUCCCACCAGGCUGUCAAUCUCGGUCCUCUGCUGACGGAGUUUCGACGGGCAACACGUCCCCUCUCGCCGAACGUCAAGGGACUCGCGAUCGGCUUUAUGCCGCCCCUAAUGGAAGCGCAUAACCGACACGCACGACAGCAAAAUCCGCGUGUCACCCCAAAUCUCCCGCCAGCCUGUGACGAGGCUGCGUCUGUCGAAGUUGUGCGACGUGCCGUGGAGGCAGCGAAGAAAGCCGCGAGUGAAGAGGGCGACUCCAUCGUCGCUGCCGCCACCACCUCCACUGCCGCCUCCGCCACCGCCGCGGCGUCCACCUCACUCGACAACUCGACGACCAGUGCUGUAGACCAUGGCUACACCUUCCACUUUAUCUGCUUCCUGCCUGUGGGGCGCUUUCUCUACGAACUGGACGGCUUGAAACAGAAACCAAUCAACCACGGACUUCUCGAGGACCCUGUGACUCACGCCGGUUGGACACGACAGUGCCUGUCGCUGCUGCGCCAGCGAAUGAGGGAACAAGAAGUGCGCUACAAUUUGAUGGCUGUUGUGCCGGAUCGUCGACUCGCAUUGGCCUCUCGGCUAGACAAUCUGGAGAAGAAUCGCUCCAUUCUCGAGAAGACAAUUCAACAGCUGACCAACAGCAACGCCACCGCCGUCGCUAUCAAACUAGAGCACAAUGGAAAAUCGGAAGGAAGAGGAGGUACUGUUGGUGGUGAGGAAGGACACGGGUCGGCGAAUAAGGAGAAGACAUCAGCUGACGUUACCAGGGCCCCAGACGUCCAGUGCCAUCUCCUAACCACCGAGAACUACUCCGUGGAAGUCAAACCUGAGGAGAAGUUGAAUGGUGAAAUGAAAGUCGAAGACGAUAGCUGGACAAUCGAUGUUGAAGGGGAGUUGGGGGACGUAGGAGAGGACGGAGGACGUCCGGUAACUCGGGCUGCCAGUCGAGCUGCUGCAGCCAUGUCGAAACUGCCACCGCACUUGGUGAAACGCUCUUCACGGAAGCAGACCACUCGCUCCAAUGGAAGCACUGUCUCCUCGCCCACUUCAAUCUGUAUCGAUCUCACUGAGAGUGAACUCUCAGCCUCUUCUUCCACCGCCAACAACAACGCUCUCGUGGACGAGAACUCCGAGGCUUCUGCGACUUCCACGGAACUUUCAAAUGUCGAGGCGAAUGGUGACUCACUGUCCACAAAACAACCGACACCUUCACUACAAAUUGGCGUGACGACUCGUCGCCGCGCUAGCAGAGAAUCCUCCACACCAACUCAGUCUAGUCCUGCAUCAACUCCGGAAAAGGAACUGAGACACUCAAAGUACCCUACGAGAUCGUCCACAAAACGUGACACCCUUGCUUCUCACUCGCUUGCAAGUACCCGAUCAGCUGCUCUGCAGCUCCAUCCCCCGGUUCAUCCUGAAAAACCCGAGAAUGAGAUGCCAGCCACGACAACUGCCUUCCUUACAACUGAAAACCUCACCCAACUUCUGGAGGGCAUUGAUGCUCAGGCGCGAGCAUGUUCGGCGGCACUAGCGGAGGAGGAGUCAAAGCGUUAUGCCUACCGCGUGGACUCCGCUCGGCGUAUUCACAACUACGAUCCCUUCAUUCGCACAUUUCUGACCGAGCUAAUGAUCCACGGAUUGCUCCAUGGGCUGGUUGUUGAUGCCACUGGAGGCACUGGGGAAAUUACCUCUUCCGUGUCGGCUGCCGGCAGACAGUUACGAAAGCGAAAAUUGGCCUCCAGUACGCCGCAAAAGACUGCCUGGUCGUCCUCGUCCGCGUUGUCUACCUCCUCCUCAUCGACGGGUUCAACGUCGUAUUCCUUGCAGAUGCAGAAGAAGUCGAACAACGCUGCGGCAGGCGGUGCUCUCUCGCGGUUAGCUGUGAAGCGUGCCCGUCUGACGGCGGUGGGCAAUCGACCGUCUACUAGAUUGCUGACGGCUUCGUCGGGUGGCGUAGGAGGUGGUAGGAGAUCCUCGCGUCGGUCAUUGUGA